AUGCACAAGAAUGAAGCCCGUUUGGAUGAAGAGGUGGCUGCGCCAGCGAGUUCCCCCCCCCCCAAACAAAAAAAACCUCGCGCUUUGCCAUGCUCACCCUCCGUGAAGAAGUCUUCCCUAUACCCCAUCUCUCCCUUUCUCUCUUCCCUAUUCACGCUUCUCAUGCUUUCCCACACGCACACACACCACCACCGCCGCCCUCUCUCCUGUGAUCGCUGUGGCCGACGCCCUCCCCCUCCACUGUGCAGCUCAGCUCUCUUGUUCGCUAAGUUCCACUCACUCCUCUCCCCCCGCUUUCUCCCCCCCCCACUCGUCACCAUGAAGAUCUUCAAGGACGUGCUGACCGGCUCUGAGGUUGUCUGCGACAAUGACUGCCCGUUCGGCGUGGAGGGCGAUAUCAUGUAUGUGGUGGGCGGCCGCUACAUCGACGUUGGUGGCGAGGACUACGGUAUCUCGGCCAACGUAGACGAGGACGCUGCGGAGGGCGCGACUGGCGAAGUUGCAGAGGGAAAGCAGCGCGUGGUGGAUGUGGUGUACAACAACCGGUACACGGAGACAUCUUACGACAAGGCGUCGUACAUGGCGCACAUCCGCAGCUACAUGAAGCAGCUGCUGGAGAGGAUCGAGAACGAGGAGGAGAAGAAGGCGUUCCAGACGAACGCCGCGGCGUUCGUGAAGAAGGUGCUGAAGGAGAUCGACGAGUACCAGUUCUUCAUCCCGGAGGGCAACGACGAGGACCCGGACAACGGCAUGAUCGUGCUGUGCCGCUGGGACGGUGAGACGCCGCGGUUCUACUUCUGGAAGGAUGGCCUGAAGGGUGAGCGCGUCUAG
Molecule: messenger RNA, 831 nt
Organism: Leishmania mexicana MHOM/GT/2001/U1103
Lineage: Eukaryota; Euglenozoa; Kinetoplastea; Trypanosomatida; Trypanosomatidae
Product: IgE-dependent histamine-releasing factor,putative
Exons: 1
Coding region: 1-831 (276 amino acids)
Cellular component (GO): cytoplasm
Molecular function (GO): calcium ion binding
Source: RefSeq, a predicted model, not a curated record